AUGUCUGUCCAACAGGAUAGCAAGAAUGUGGAGGAAGAUCCUGCCCAUCAAACACAGAAGAAAAACAAAACCACUGCCUCAGACGAGAAGAUUAUUUCUCCUUCAACAUUACAUUCAGAUUCACAUACAACGAACUGCGACAGUGAUUCUGAGGACCCUCCCCACGUGCCAAUUCAGGUGCAACAUACGGUGUACCUCAAGAGCAAAUUCCACAGCAGUCCUAUCCUCAAAAUUCAAGCAAUUCUAGACUAA
Molecule: messenger RNA, 252 nt
Organism: Serpula lacrymans var. lacrymans S7.9
Lineage: Eukaryota; Fungi; Basidiomycota; Agaricomycetes; Boletales; Serpulaceae
Exons: 2
Coding region: 1-252 (83 amino acids)
Source: RefSeq, a predicted model, not a curated record